CGGCUGUCUGUAAGCGUGAUAGUACUAUCUUAAACCGUGAUGAAUAUGAUUGUGAUUGACCAGCAUGUUUCUAACCUGCUGGAACCGCUGUUUAAUUCGCUAGGUUGUGAUCAAUAUGAUGAAUUAAAAAACGACAUCUACCUAUCACAAGCAGCGUAGUUUUGCGUUGAAUUAAAAAAUGACAAUUUAUAGUUUUUGACGAAGCGUUACAGGCUUACAGCAGCGCUGAAUUAUCGAAGGCACGGUUACCCUAAGGACCGUGAUCAGCUGAUGUGUUCAUAACUGAUUAUAAUUUUCUUAUCAUUGUGCUAAAAAGUGAUAUCAAUAACUAAUUUAUUAUUUUAUUUGGUAUUUUUCAAAAAUAAUUUUUGUAAUUCUGUGGGUUACGAGUUGUGACUGAACAACUGAAUAUCGAUUAUAAAAUAUAUAUUUUAAAUUAUAAUAAUAUAAAAGUUGACUAAGCUAAGUUAUACUGUUACAGUAUAAUAUUUUACUUUUUUAAAGUCUUAAACAUUGUAUAUUUUUUAAGUUCAUGUGACAUUGUACAGCAUACAUAUAAGUAGGUAUUAUGUCCAUAAAAAAUAAUUACCUAGUACCUACUAACUAAACUUACUAUGUAAUAAGUUCCAGAAUCUACAUUCAACAAUAUCUUGCAGCUACUUUGUUAUAUCAGGAAGUCAAUCAAAAAUGUUUUCUAGAAAAAAUAUUUUUACAGAACUUUUUUUUAAGUCAUUAAGUUUAGCUAAUACAAAUCAUUAUUUUAAAACAUUAAAUCAAGUUAAAAACCAUUCGACAUUUCACAAAUGGACAUUAGAUUAUUUCAGAAACCAACCACCGUACAAUAAGUUUGUAUUAAAAGAAUCUAUAACUGAAGACAAAAAAUCUCUUUACAGCCCUAUUAAUUUAAAUGCAACUGCUACUGACGAAUUACUUAUGAACUAUUUUUCAUUAAAAAAUGUUUCCCAUCAUGAAAUUGAUAAAGAACUAGCAAAUCGAGUAGAUGAUAUGUCAAUUAAUCAGAUACUUGCAUUAAUGGAUGCCUGUUUAUCUGGAAAAACCCAGUUCCACAAAACUUCAAGGUCAUUUAAAAAAUGUAUUGAAUUAAUGAAUGAAUUAUGGUUUCGAAGACCUGACUUAACUACUUCACAAACUAUACAGUUGAUUUAUUAUGUCAGUAUAUACAAAAAUAAGACAAAACAAGUAGUCGAGUUUGGAUUACAGAAACUAAUGAAUGAAAUCGAUCAUUUGAAAAAAUUAACUGAUGAAGAAUUAAGUGUUAUAGCUGUAGCAACAUACAAAACUAGUGCUAAAGUUUAUGAUAAAAUGCUGAGAAUAUUUGCUUACAGAGUUGAAAGAAACUUAGAUAAUCUCAUACAAAACCCUUUAAAUUUUGUGUCUAUUAUUAAACCACUUAAAAGAGCAAAGUAUCAUGACCCCGUAUUGUUAACCCAACUGAUAAAGGCUUUUAGUAGUAAUAAAAAUAACAAAGUCUUGGAAGAUGUGACUAGUAGCAUUCAUCUUCUUACAUACUUUGCAGAUGCAAAUUGUGGUGAAGUAGACUUUUUGCAACAAUUGAUUGAUUCUAUUGGCAAUAUUAUGAUUAAAGAUUGUUUAAAACAUUACCGAAUCAAAGAUGUUUCUAACUAUGUUUUUUCAGCCAGUUACUUAGGUCUAACUCCAAAGAAUCCUAAUGUGUGUAAAAUGAUUAUUAAUUUCUUAGAGAACAUUUUUAACUCUAAAGAAAAAUGUGAAAAAAUGUCCAAAACAUUAAUAGGAAUGUGUUUAUCAAUGUGGAUGUUGAAUUAUAAACCAAUACAAUUAAUGCAGUUUAUGUUUUUUGAAGUACCUGUUGCAGCUUUAAGAAUGCCUAAUGCUCACAAACAAGAUAAUAGACUGAAUCUUUUGUUAACAUGUGCCCAUAUUGAACAGCCCGAUUUAAUAAUGGGAUAUAAAUUAAUUGAUGAACAAACCACAAACUCCAUGCCUGAUCCUUACAAACAUUUAGCGGAACGUCCAUUCUUGGUAAUGGUGUAUCAAUCCCUGCAAAAAUUAUAUCAUGAAUUGGAUAUAAUGAAUGUAGAAUAUAAUUUCAGUAUACCUUACUUGAGAAUAUUAGGAAUAAAAAUUAUUAGAACAAAUGGCGAAACCAUUUAUGUAGAAGUUUUGGACAGUAGUAAUUGUCUUUAUGAUACAUUAAUUCCAAAUGGUAUGAUGAAACUCAAAUUUCGUCUUGAGUCAAAGUUAAAUUUUUUUGUUAUUAAAGUGAACCAUAAUGAAAAUACAUUGCAGAAUCCAGUAGCAUUGAAACGCCACUUGGAAUCAUUACUAUCCGACAAAUAAUAAACUUUUAAAAUAUUGAAAUGUAAGAUUUAGUUAUUUUUCUGAAUUGGCUAGUCAAAUAAAUUUAUAAAUUAAACAGGUAAUAAGUAAUUAUAAAUGAAAAAUUACCUCUAUGUAAAUUCUACUAUAAUUUCUAACUAUUCAUUAACUAAUUACUGACUGUUGUGAAUAUUAUAUUAAAAAAUAAACUCGUUCCAUUUAAAUAAUAAA
Molecule: messenger RNA, 2550 nt
Organism: Acyrthosiphon pisum (pea aphid)
Lineage: Eukaryota; Metazoa; Arthropoda; Insecta; Hemiptera; Aphididae
Exons: 5
Coding region: 688-2340 (550 amino acids)
Source: RefSeq, a predicted model, not a curated record